This is a messenger RNA of Hypomesus transpacificus, 2891 nucleotides long. RefSeq names its product extracellular leucine-rich repeat and fibronectin type III domain containing 1b (gene elfn1b). Gene Ontology annotation, cellular component: plasma membrane. The transcript is spliced from 6 exons. The coding region runs from base 323 to 2827 and encodes 834 amino acids. Lineage: Eukaryota; Metazoa; Chordata; Actinopteri; Osmeriformes; Osmeridae. Gene Ontology annotation, molecular function: protein binding. The record is from RefSeq and is a predicted model, not a curated record.
CACACACACACACGUGUUAAACAGCAGGUGUGUUUAUUUCUCUCUCCAGCACCAAUGAGAAGGCAGCAGCACAGACUGUUAUCCAAUCAGAGAUGCCGACACCCAAAGAGGAAAUUAACUCCAACCAAUUGGAUGCGAGGAAUAACACAGUGCUGCACCCGCUCCUGACCCCAAACGCCAGCCAAUCAGAUGAAACCUGCCCAGCCCCGUCCAAUCAGAACAAGUCUUGCCAAUGAGGCGGACAGACAGACAGGAAGACGGACAGACUGACAGACACACAUAAAACCACGGCAACACACCUGGCGUCAUCACGGCGGAAGUCAUGACAACGUGCACUCCCACUCUGGCGGGCGGGGCUUCUCUUACCGUUGCGGCGGCCACUGCCGUCUAUUGGCUGGCCCUCCUGUCACUCAUGCGGUUCCCGGGGGCAACGGGCGACUGCUGGCUGAUCGAGGGGGAGAAGGGCUUUGUGUGGCUGGCCAUCUGCAGCCAGAACCAGCCCCCGUAUGAGAGCAUCCCCCAGCACAUCAACAACACCAUCCUGGACCUGCGCCUCAACGAGAACAAGAUCCGCUCCGUGCUGUUCUCCGCCCUGGGACGCUUCUCCAACCUCACCUACCUCAACCUCACCAAGAAUGACGUAUCCUACAUAGAGGACGGGGCCUUCUCAGCCCAAUACAACCUGCAGGUGCUGCAGCUGGGCUUCAACAGGCUGAGGAACCUGACUGAGGGCAUGCUGCGGGGCCUGGGGAGGCUGCAGUACCUCUACCUGCAGGCUAACCUGAUCGAGAGCGUGAGCCCCAACACCUUCGAGGAGUGUCCCAACAUCGAGAACAUCGACCUCUCCAUGAACAGGAUCCAGCAGCUAGAUGGCGCUGUGUUUUCCAGCCUGUCCCGUCUGAGCACGUGCGAGCUGUACACUAACCCCUUCAACUGCUCCUGUGAGCUGCUGGGCUUCCUGCGCUGGCUAGCCCUGUUCCCCAACCGCACCAACGAGCGCAUGGCCUGCGACACGCCCACUGGCUUCUACGGCUACUUCCUGGUCAGCCAGAACCCCCGGCAGCCCGCCUUCCGCAACGCUCUGCACGUGCUCAGUAUGGUGUGUGAGGACAGCAGCGGCCCCCCGUACAUCGUGGGGGUCUUGGACGCCACCACCCGGCCCCCCCGCCCCCCGCCAUGUGCACUGGACGACUGCUACUCCGGGGACCCGCCCCCUGUUCCCGAGGAGCCAAUCAGCAUCGGCCCCACCUCCCUGGACUCGGGGCCGGACAUGCGGGUGACACAGGUGACUCCCACCAGCGCGGUGCUCUCGGUCCGGAUCCCCCAGCCCUUCAGGAAGAUGUACACCCUGGCCCUGUACAACAACAGCUUCUCCACAGACAUCCAGAAGCUGCACAGCCAGCAGGAGGACGUGGAGCUGAGGGACCUGAAGCCCCACACGCUUUACACCUACUGUGUGGUGUCGGUGCGCCACGCCCUGCGCCACAACCACACCUGCCUCACCCUCACAGUAGGAGGCAAGGCCGGGCCCGGACCUGCCGUCACCCAGUCGUCGGCGACGCUGUACAUCAUGGGUAUUCUGGGAUGUCUGUUUGGCAUGGUGGUGGUCCUGGGCGUGGCCUGCCACUGUCUGAGGAGGCGGAGACAUCGUGAGGAGAAGCAGAGGAAGAUGGAGAGGAUCCAGCGCACGCUCAUUGAGCUGAAGUACGGAGGAGGGGGUGUGGGCGAGCUGGAGGGAGGCAGGGGCUCACUCUCCCAGCUCUCCCAGAAACAGGGCCUCUCGGCUGGGGAAAGUCUGUCGCGCCUGCCCUACCUGGGAGGAGAGCUGGAACAGUACACCAUCCAGGAGAUCAUCGAGACUCCCAAGAACAAGGCCAGCUAUUUGGAGGUGCGAGAGAGAGAGAGGGAGAGAGAGAGAGAGAGGGAGAGGGGGAUGUCUCCUCCCACUCAGGGGUCGGUUGCAGAGAUUUCGACCAUCGCCAAGGAGGUGGACAAGGUUAACCAGAUCAUCAACAACUGCAUUGACGCGCUCAAGUCCGAGUCCACUUCCUUCCAGGCCGCCACCGGGGGUGGGGCCAAACCCAGCGCCAUGCCAACCUCCUCCCCCGGCCGCGACGCCCAGCUAAUGCUGAUCUCCGACCAACCCAGCAAAGCAGGGGGCGGGACAGGAAGCGGGGGAGGCGGCGGUUUCCUGUCCCCGGUGUAUAAAGGCGGGGCUUACCACCAUCCAAUCCAGCGGCACCACAGCAUGGAGGCUCCGCCCUCAAAGCGCCCCAGUGUCUCGUCCAGUGGGUCAGCCCGGAGCCCGCGGUCCUACCGGCCCCCAGGGGCCUCCACCCACGACCUACGGUACUCAGACCAAACCUCCAGCCCAGCAGGCGGUGCCGGAGACCCAAUCCUCACCGUGACGCCAGCGGCGGCCAUCUUGCGUGCGGAAGCCCAGCGUCUCCGGCAGUACCACGAGCACCGGCACUCCUACCCUGGGCCCCUGGGGCUCUGCCCAGACCUCCCAGCUCUUCCUGACCUCCCGCCCCACCUCCAGGCCCUCUCCCUGGGCCGCGCUGCCCGGGCGGAGCCCCCCUACCCUCCGCUGUCGCCUCACUACCAGAGCCUGAGCUCCAGCGCGGGCUCCAGCCCCGAGGCGUCCUGCGGGCCGGGCAGGGGCCUCUGGCAGCGCUUCAAGAUGCACCGGAGGAGGCACCGGCAGGAGGAGGAGUACGUGGCGGCCGGACACGCCCUCCGCAGGAAGGUGCAGCUGGCCCAGGAUGAGGACCUGCACGACAUCCUGGACUACUGGAAGGGGGUGUCCUCUCAGCAGAAGGCUUGAACUGGCGGGGGGCUAGGAUACACACUCUGAUACACACUCUGAUACACACACACUGAUACACACU